CCCCCUCCAGUGAAUAAAGGCAGAGGCGGACAGUCCGGUGGGGGUGCGGAGCCUCGUAACUCGCUGAAAAAUAACUUUAAAAGACUUUAGUUGGAAUGGAAAUGAACGAAUCUGAUUUUUAAUCUUUAUUUUUUUUAACCGUCGGAACACAAUGUGGAGCCACUGGGUUCUUGCUCUUGUAAUCUGUCUCAUGGAAAAGGAGUGUGUUUGGGGCUGUUUGAUUAAUGGACGGUGGGCAUUCUGUGUCGGCGAAUCACUGUAUCACAUUCCACUGUUGCCCGCCACCGUUACUGCAGUCGAUCUGAGUGUGAAUUAUAUAAGCGAACUCAAUGAAACAUCCCUGCUUGGAUUGGAAGGGCUUGAAAGACUGCACAUUGGGUCACAGAAGACAAACAUACUUAAAGUUAGGGCAGGUACUUUUAGAAGAUUGUCCAGUUUGAAAUUUCUCGAUUUAGGAGACAACAAGCUGCUUGUUCUUGAACCUCAUGCUUUUAUGGGAUUGUCGCAACUCCAGUACUUGGAUUUAAUGCACAAUGGUCUAAAUGAGUCCAUUUUAGAAGAUGAGUACCUUCAGCCAUUGCUAUCCUUAGAAUCACUCAACCUCUUUGGAAAUGAAAUACAUAAAAUCCAACCCGGUCUGUUUUUCCAAAAUAUGAGGAAACUGAAAAUAGUAGAUCUAUCUUUGAACAGGGUCGGUAGCAUCUGUGAACAGGAUUUACGUGGAUUUCAAGACAAACACUUUCAGUUGCUUAAACUGUCAAGCCUGCAGCUGAAUGACGUGAGUCUGCCCAAUUUUGAUUGGAGGAGAUGUGGGAACCCAUUGCGAAGCAUGUCUUUCACUGAGUUGGACUUCUCAUCAAAUGGAAUGGCUGUUGAAAAUGCACGUUUAUUUUUUAGCGCUAUUGCAGGCACUAAAAUUGAUAAUCUCAUUCUUUCCUCAAAUACCAUGGGCAGGUCUUUCGGAUAUCAGAAUUUCAAUGAUCCAAACAAUGAAACAUUUUCAGGACUUAAUGAAAGCUCUGUUAAGAGCUUGGAUUUAUCUAGAAAUUCAAUUUUUUCCCUGGAAUUUUCAGUAUUUCAUGCUUUUGGAGAGGCUGAGAGGAUCACGUUUGCCAAUAAUAAAAUUAACCAGAUUCAAAGAGAUGCAUUUCUUGGACUUGAAAAUUUACAGCACCUCAACCUCUCUUACAACCUGAUGGGUGAGAUCUACGACUAUACAUUUGACAAUCUGCCUGGUCUUAUUCAAUUGGAUUUAUCAUACAACCAUAUUGGUGCAUUUGCAUACAAAUCGUUUAAAGGGCUGGUCAGCUUGCGUAUCUUAAAUCUCACGGGAAACAUGGUUGAUACUCUCUUCAUACUUGCACCAAUCUCUAGCCUGCAGUUCAUUAGUUUAGCCGAUAAUAAAUUAACAUCCUUAUAUGGUCUUUCUGAUUUCUCCAAAAAUUCCUUAGUAAUAGACUUGGAACAAAACCGACUGAGGAGACUGAGUGAUUUGUAUUCCAUCCUUAACACAAUUCCUUAUGUUCAGAUUGUCCUGUUGGGUUCCAACAUGCUGUCAUCAUGUAACCCCGAGCAGCCGAUGCAGACGGAAAAUAAUUUGCUGUUCCUUGACCUUCAGAACAAUGCAUUACAGACUAUUUGGGAACAAGGUACCUGCAUAGAUGUCUUUCACACUUUUGAUAAGCUUUUAUAUCUCUACUUAAACCACAAUUUACUCCGAUCUCUCCCAAGCAGAGUUUUCGAAGGACUGACCUCCUUGCGGGUGAUGAACCUGUCUUUCAACCUCUUAACAUACCUCCCGCAGAACGCGUUUCCAAAAAACCUAAAGUCCCUCGAUCUCUCCCACAAUAUCCUGAGCUCUCCUGACCCACGCAGCUUCCAGUCCGUCAUUUUUCUCGACCUCGGUAUGAAUCGGUUUAUCUGUGACUGCAAUUUGGUGGACUUCUUAAUGUGGAUAAAUCACACAAAUGUGACAUUUCUGAGUCCUAAGGAAAAACUGAUAUGUGAAUAUCCCAAAGAAUUAUUGGGAUAUAGCAUCGUUGACUUAAACGCAGAUUCAUGUGAGGAUGAUGAGGAAGAGAGGAUGUCAGAAAUAAGGUUUUGCUUAUUUGUGGGAUUCUGUACAGUUCUGAUAUCCUCCAUCAUGUCAACUAUCAUAUACACUCAUUGCCGUGGCGAGCUCUUCGCUGUCUUCAAGAAGGUGACAACCAGGGUUCUGGAGGGCCGUCAGAAGACCCCAGCACAGGAUGGGUCCAAGUACGACGUCUAUCUAUGCUUCAGCAACAAUGACUUCAAGUGGGUGGAGACUGCGCUACUGAAGACGCUCGAUUCUCAGUUUUCAGAUCGCAAUCCCUUUCGCUGUUGUUUUGAAGCCCGAGAUUUUAUUCCGGGAGAAGAUUACAUAUCGAGCAUACGAGACGCGAUCUGGUACAGCAAGAAGACAGUCUGCGUUGUGUCUAAGGAAUUCCUGAAGGACGGCUGGUGCAUAGAGGCUUUUAAACUGGCUGAAAGCCGAAUGCUGCAGGAGCUGAGGGACGUUCUAAUAAUGAUCAUCGUUGGAAGCAUCCCGCCAUUCAAGUUAAUGAAACACGAGACCAUUAGGACGUUUAUCCAAAAAAAGGUGUAUUUAGAAUGGCCUGAAGAUAUCCAAGACAUCGAAUGGUUUUACGAUAAGCUAAUAGCAAGGAUUUUAAAAGAGGAAAAGGUGAAGAGGACCAACACUGCUGAAUUUCAGAAUAUCAGCUUUAUUCGAGUGUGAUUUGUUUGUAGAUUGAGAUUUGAUGCUGUCAGACCUUUAUUUUGCUUUUACACACUCAUGUCCCCUCUGCCUACAUGCUUUUUUGUGUUUCCUGAAUGACAGCUGUACAGUGAAAUUUCCAUCACUGACAUUUUUCUGCACAGUGUCUCUCCCUAAAAUUAAAUUUCAAGUCUUUGGCUCAGAUUAAGUUAGUUACAGCAGCAGCGUUUUUGUACAGACUGUUAUACAUAACAUGUUUUCAAGACUUGUACACCGAUCAGCCAUAACAAUAAAACCACUGGGUGCCAUUAUACGUUAGUCAAGUGAACAUUCAGUUCUUGAAGAUUAUGUGUUGAAAAGCAGGGAAAAUGGGCAAGUAUAAGGAUCUGAGCUUUUACAAGAAAUUGUGAUGGAUAGAUGACUGGGUCAAGGCAUCUCCACGUGGAUGUUACAUGGUACAUGGUACGUGUCAGAGUACCUUAACACUGCUGCAGACCAAGUACAGCCCUUCAUGGCAAUGGUAUUCCCCAAUGGAAGUGGCCUCUAUCAGCAGGGUAAUGCACCCUGCCACGCUGAAAAUGCUGUGCAGUAAUGGUUUGAGGAUCAUGGAAAAGACUUCAAGGUGUUGACCUGGCCAUCAAAUUCUCCAGAUCUUAGUCCAAACAAACAUCUGUGGGAUGUGCUGGACAAACAAGUCCGAUCCAUGGAGGCCCCACCUCACAACAGGACCAAAGGAUCUGCUGGUAACGUCUUGGUGCCAGAUUCCACAGGACACCUUCAGAGGUCUGCUGGAGUCCAUGGCCAGAUGGAUCAGAGCUGUUUUGGCAUCAGCCAACCAACACAAUGUUAGGCAGGUAGUUUUAAUAUUAGGGCUGAUUGAUGUGUAUUUUAUAAUGUGUAGCACGGCAGACUAUCCCGAAAGCCGGCGGUCGGACUGUGAAGGAACCGGCGGCUUUGGAACAAUGUUGCAUCACACACAAAUGUUAAAUGAUAUCUACAAGCCAUGUUAUUACUUAUGAUGGGUGCAUCUAUUAUUAAAUAU
Messenger RNA from Brienomyrus brachyistius, 3779 nucleotides. Its product is annotated as toll-like receptor 5. Lineage: Eukaryota; Metazoa; Chordata; Actinopteri; Osteoglossiformes; Mormyridae. Bases 152 to 2758 code for a protein of 868 amino acids. Gene Ontology annotation, cellular component: membrane. The transcript is spliced from 2 exons. The record is from RefSeq and is a predicted model, not a curated record. Gene Ontology annotation, molecular function: transmembrane signaling receptor activity; protein binding. Gene Ontology annotation, biological process: immune response; toll-like receptor signaling pathway; inflammatory response.